This is a messenger RNA of Chlorella variabilis, 666 nucleotides long. RefSeq lists its product as hypothetical. The transcript has 6 exons. Bases 1 to 666 code for a protein of 221 amino acids. NCBI's taxonomy places the organism in Eukaryota, Viridiplantae, Chlorophyta, Trebouxiophyceae, Chlorellales, Chlorellaceae. The record is from RefSeq and is a predicted model, not a curated record.
AUGCAGACCACCCUGUCCCUCUCUCGGCCGGCCCUUCGCGCCGCCGCGGCCCGCCCAGGCGCCUUCACCGCCCGCCGCCUGCACCAGGCGCGCCCCCUGGUGGUCAAGGCUGCCCCUGGGGACGAGUCUCUGGGUGACAAGGCUAAGAGCGCUCUGGACUCCGCCAAGCAGGCUGUCAGCGAUGCUGCCGGCAAGGUGAAGGAGACAGUGGUGGGGACGGCGGAGGAGGUGCAGGAGACGGCGGAGGAUGUGGGCAAGGAGGGGCGCGAGAAUCUGGGCCGCGCCAAGCAGAGGGCCGACGGCGCGCUGGGCGGCGCCCAGGAGUCUGCCAAGGAGACCUACGGCAGCGCCAAGGAGCGCGUGGAGGAGGCUGUGCAGGGGGCCAGGGAGAAGGCUUCCGAGCUGGGAGGCCGCGCCGAGGGUGCAGCCAAGGACGCCGGGCGCAAUGUCGAGGGCGCCGCCAAGGAAGCCGGACAGAAUGUCGAGGGUGCUGGGGACGCCGCAUCUCGCCACGCCCGCGAGGUGGCCGACGCCGCCAGCGAGAAGUUUUCUGACCUCAAGGGCGAUGCGCGCGAGGGUCUGGGGCGCGCCAAGGCCAAGGGAGAGGAUGUGGCGGAUGAGGCCCAGGGCAAGGCCCAGGAGACUGCGGAGAGGCUGAAGCAGUGA